This is a messenger RNA of Diceros bicornis minor, 213 nucleotides long. RefSeq names its product NADH dehydrogenase [ubiquinone] 1 alpha subcomplex subunit 1-like. NCBI's taxonomy places the organism in Eukaryota, Metazoa, Chordata, Mammalia, Perissodactyla, Rhinocerotidae. The record is from RefSeq and is a predicted model, not a curated record.
AUGUGGUUCGAGAUUCUUCCUGGGAUGGCCGUCAUGGCCAUGUGCUUGAUCAUCCCUGGGGUGGCCGCUGCGUGCAUCCACAGGUUCACCAAUGGGGGCAAAGAAGAAAGGAUUGCCCAUUAUUCAUAUCAGUGGAGUUUGAUGGAAAGAGAUAGGUGCAUCUCUGGAGUUAAUCGUUACUAUGUGUCAAAGGGUUUGGAGAACGUUGAUUAA